Molecule: messenger RNA, 1261 nt
Organism: Cervus elaphus (red deer)
Lineage: Eukaryota; Metazoa; Chordata; Mammalia; Artiodactyla; Cervidae
Gene: ECI1
Product: enoyl-CoA delta isomerase 1
Exons: 7
Coding region: 105-1016 (303 amino acids)
Biological process (GO): fatty acid beta-oxidation
Cellular component (GO): mitochondrion
Molecular function (GO): enoyl-CoA hydratase activity
Source: RefSeq, a predicted model, not a curated record
CGCGGAGCCCGAGGCUCCGCCCGGGAGGAGCGGGCCGCUCCCCAGGGGCGGGGCAGACGGCAAGAUCACACCCCGGCGCCGCGACCUGCCCAUUCUCGGCCAAGAUGGCGCUGGCAUCGGGAGUGCGCGUCCCCGCGCGCGCCCUGCUCCGUCCGUGGGCGCUGCUCUGGGGCACGACCCUUGGGCGCAGAGAGCCGGCGGCCGGCGGCGGCGGGGAUGGCGAGCGGCGCUUCGGGAGCCAGCGGGUGCUGGUGGAACCGGACGCGGCCGCAGGGGUAGCCGUGAUGAAGUUGAGGAAUCCCCCCGUGAACUCCCUGAGCUUGGAGCUGCUGACGGAGCUGGUCAUCAGCCUGGAGAAGCUGGAGAACGACAAGACCUUCCGUGGCGUCAUCCUAACUUCUGACUGCCCCAGGGUCUUCUCCGCCGGCCUGGACCUGACGGAGGUAUGCGGGAGGAACCCGGCCCACUACACCGAGUACUGGAAGGCCGUGCAGGAGCUGUGGCUGCGGACGUACCUGUCCAGCCUGGUGCUGGUUGCCGCCAUCAACGGAGCCUGCCCCGCGGGGGGCUGUAUGAUGGCCCUUUCCUGUGACUUCCGGGUUCUGGCUGACAACCCCAAGUACCACAUAGGGCUGAACGAGACCUUGCUGGGCAUCGUCGCCCCCUUCUGGCUCAAAGACGCGUAUGUGAACACCAUCGGGCACCGCGCCUCGGAGCAGGCCCUGCAGCUGGGAUUGCUCUUCCCACCAGCAGAGGCUCUCCAGGUGGGCCUGGUGGACCAGGUGGUGCCGGAGGACCAGGUGCUGGGCGCGGCGCUCUCGGCGAUGGCCCGGUGGCUGGCCGUUCCAGAUCACGCGCGCCAGCUGACCAAGAACAUGAUGCGAAAGGCCACGGCAGACCGCCUGCUGAGGCAGCGCGACGCUGACAUCCAGAACUUCAUCAGCUUCAUCUGCAGAGACUCCAUCCAGAAGUCGCUGCAGGUGUACUUGGAGAAGCUCCGACAGAGGAAAGGCUGAGGGCAGGGCUGCCCACCAGGGUUCUGGCCGAACCCACCCUAACGGGCACCGUGGCUCUAGAGGACUUAAGUCCGGUCUUUUCCAAUUUAAAAUUACUUCCAGCUCUUUGUUUUACCCAUCUCCCUAGAAGGCCCUGAUCCUCACAGCCAUAGUCCCGAGGCCUGCUGCCAGACCUUGGCAACAUCACCAUUGAGCGCAUGUGCUGUUUUUUCCCAGAGCAGAAUAAAGUCCUCAAGUUUCCCGUU